AUGGCUCGCCAUGGACAUCGCCAUUCUAGGGUUGACAGGAUGAUUAGUGCGAAGCAUCAUAUGGAAGCAAUUCAAGAUGAUGAAGAACUGGGUGAGAACUCAGCGGACAUAUCGGCACCCAAUAUCCACACAGUGGGCACAAUUCAAAAUCCUCUCUCACCACCGGACUCCCUUUCAUCUGAUGAUUUGUGUAGUCCAUCAUCAAAAAUCACUUGUCUGAAGGAUCUGACUGAUAUCACGGAAGAUCUACUUGCUAGACGGCAAGCAGAGACUACUUCAGCCUCAGCCGCGCCAGUGCAAACGGUAGUCCAGGUUGUUGAUACUGAUUCCCAGACUUUAUGGCAAUCAUCGGGAACAGAAUUCCCCAUGACAGUGUCAAACUCAGCUUUUGGCGAAAUCACAUUCUCAGGAAGCUCUGUUUCCACCCUGACAAACUCCACUAUGGCAACUCCAACGGCUAGUUUGACUUCAACCCCAUCCAACAACUCGACUUCCACGCAGUCUACAGCUACCAGCAAACAGCGUAUUCCUGCUUCCUCCCCUCGCGUGUUUCCUGUCACUGGCGCGCAAGCUUCUUCGACCCCUCUGAUUUCAGUUGCAAGUACAACUACUACAUCAUCCACCACUAGUUCUCUUCCUCCGAAUGACUACUACUAUCCUUCAUCUACCUCAACUACUUUUACCUUUACUUUUACUGGCGCGCCUACCAGCUCUUCCAUCGACUCGUACUGGUCAAGUACUAUCCAGUCAUCUUCAUCAUCCACGAAUGUGUACGGUGGCGCAGCGCAAACAGGCACCAGUUCUAGCUCUGGAAAUGGAGAUGGUUCGGGCUCAUCCACAAACUCCGGGUCCUCGGGCUCAGGGUCAUCCAUCAGCCCAACUACAUCUAAGAUUGUCGGUGGUGUUGUGGGUAGUGUCGCGGGUCUUGCACUUCUUGUUUUCUGUGUACUCUACUUCCUCCGUCGCAAAGGAUAUCUUCAAAACUUUAUGAAGGGUAAGGGCACACAGACCCUUCCGUCGAGUGAUAUGGGAGCUGCCGGUAGUAUGGAGACCGCUGAACGAGACGGACACUCGAAUCCUUUCAACGCAGCUUAUCUUGCUCCUGCAUUCAUGAAACGCUGGCGUCAGUCGACGAUGACAACCGCAACUGAAAGCACCAUCGACUCCGGGUCAAGUGAACGCGGAUUUCAGAAGAUCUCUGGUCGCAAAAUCCCUCCCGUUCUCACUCACGGAGGAGAUGGCUACGGCGGUGGAUUAGGUGGUGAUUCUCCUACUAUUCCGGACUGUCUGAUUGGCAUAUCACCUACAUCCCCAACCGGAGGACCAUUAUCAUCUCUUACCACCCACGGUCCCCCUCCAACCUCCCCAUUCGGCUCUCCGUUAGAUGCAACCUACACUCGAGAGGCGGAAGAGACCCUUGCACCGCUACGACCUUCAAGGGUCCAUCUCCCGGUGUCCAGUUCAGUUAACUUUGGCAUUGCCACCACGGUCACCCCAUCCCACCCUAUUGCACAGCCACAAAGUGCAAUCCCUCUUCCCCGGCCAGAUGCGCUGGGCAGGAGUCACCUGGAUGGCAGUCGAGGGAGCCGUUUCACGGAGAGUCUGUGA
Molecule: messenger RNA, 1608 nt
Organism: Penicillium malachiteum
Lineage: Eukaryota; Fungi; Ascomycota; Eurotiomycetes; Eurotiales; Aspergillaceae
Exons: 1
Coding region: 1-1608 (535 amino acids)
Source: RefSeq, a predicted model, not a curated record